AUGCCAGUAACCACAAUAUCUUCCAACACGCGGGCCUCUCGGUCGCGUUUUUCGAGUCCGCAAGUCACGGCGUCCGAGUCCACCACAAAGGAGUCUUCGGCCGCCGCCGUCUCUGCUGCCGAGGGCAGAGAGCCAAAGAAGAGCACUUUCUUGGAGCGCUGGUUGGAGCCUCCAGUGCAGAGCAAGCCCAGUUAUCAGGAAGCAGGCCUUGUGCGGCAGGGCGUCUUUGACAAUAUGGCACCUUUGGGCACCAUGCCGAAGCUCGGCGUCUUCAAGUCUUCGAGCGCCGCGACACCAACACCAGCCGCCAACCCCCCCAAGACCAGAAUUGUUCUCAAGUCGAGCAGACCUGCGGCGCCAUCUACGCCCACCCCUGCGGCGCCGCCACCGCCUCCUCCGCCGGCGCCUGAGGAGGACGAGACGGAGGAGGAGGACGAGACGGCCGAGCCAUACACGGAAGCCCCCUACCUGGAGCGGAUCAAGAGCGAGGACAGAGGUCGUGCCGAGGGCAUCAAUUACAGGGAGACGACUCCUGCAGUGAGUGCACCCUCGCGCUCACAUGGCUCUUUUUCUUCGCGGGACGUGGAGGCGGGCAACUGGGGUCCGGGCAGGAUGUCGCAGGUGUCGUCGGCCGACCGCAGAAGUCAGUCCCGGGCAAGCGCCUCAUCGCAUCCUUCUCAUCAUCAUCAUAUUCAGCAGCAACCGUCCACAAGCAGUGCGUCUCGUGAGGAUGAUUUGAAAAAGAUCACGGCCAAGGUGGUGGAGGCUGCGGUUGAGGCAGCGCUGCAGUUUUGUCGCUACCCCACUGCCUGGGCCCUGCGCACCCUCUACGAUGAAAAUUGCACUAGCCUGGAAUUUCUCACCAUGAUCGAGAAGGUGUUCAUGCAGAAGGCGGACGCACCCACGCUCAGCAAGUUUGCUAAGGAUAUCCAGAAGAAAAAGAAGGAGGGCAAGGCCUCCAACCAGGGAUUCCAAUACUUUUUUGGCCACGAACAAACCUCGAUCCCGCCGGCGAAGCCUGCGCCCUACAACCAUCUCAUCAACUUUGGCGUGUCGCUUCUUCACUUUAAGGAAUCAGAACCAGCCCCCAAGACCGAGAGGCAAUCGACGCUCGAUCGUCAUACUGAACAGCCCGAGCCUGAGCCAGAAACUCGAACAGUCCCAGCCCCAGCCUGUGCACCAUCACAACAGCAAGAGUCGCCAGCGCAGCCAGAGCCGGCGCAGGAACCGGUGCAGCUGCCAUUGCGGGAAGCGACACCACUUCCCGCCGCUGUCGCCGAGAACCCCCCGGUUGUUGAAGACUCUGUCGGGCCUCUCCCGUCAGACCCAGAGCCUGUUGGCACCACAGCGCCCGAUACCGAGCCAGAGCAGACGCCUGAGCUCCCACAGCGCAACGAGCCUCAGGCUGAGCCGGAGCGUCAAGAGGACAAAGAGCCAGAGGAGCCCCCUCGCAAGAAACGAAAAUCAGCUCGACAUUCAGAGGCGACAUCCAAGAAGAUGAUGGAAACAGCCGCCGCCGCCGCCGCCGCCAGCGCGAUGACGACGACGACGACCCAAGAGGUCGACGGCAAGCUGGUCGCAGAGACACCGCGCCGCCGCACCAGAGCGACGUCUCAUUCCAGCACAUCAACGCUAUCCACGGCACGCUCACUGUCACUGACACCGGUAGCAGCCCGGCAUCAGGCGAUUGAAAAUGAAGAGGAGGCCCUGGUCUCCGAUGCGCCUCCUUCGCGCAACAGCCCUGCCCCGGCCCAUCCAAUCAACGGCAAGCGGCGUCGGUCCAAUGCACCACGCAAGAGCAAGGGCGGGAACGUGUCACCCUCCCGGCGCUCGUCUGUUGCUUCGGCUGCGCCGCGUCCUGCUCAGUCGGCCAGCAACUCCCGCCGCCAGACGCCAGCCGUUGACCAGUCGCUUGUCGAUGAGGAGCCCUACGACCCCGGCGCCACCGUCGACACAUUCAUCACCAGCCUGAACGGCAAGAAGAACAAGCCCGCCAUCGUGUUCACCAGCAAGGUCGGCAAGCUUGACGAGAACGACGAAAAGACUCAGCGUCGUCGCCAGGCCAAGGAAGUCACCAACGGCAAGAUUCUUGAGGAUGCCAUCACGAAGAAGGAUGCCAGCGGUCAGUGGGAGUACAGCAACGCUCGAGGGCUCGUCGACCAGCCUUUAGCCGAUGAAUCCAUGAUGACGAUGGAGACACCCAACGCGUUGGCCACACGGCCGCGGGUCACUCUACCCGCCUCCCGCUCCACCCCGGCUGCUCGGGAAGGCAGAAGCACCCGGUCUGCCCGGAAGCGGUCUCAUGAUGAGGUUGAAGAUCCAACGUCGCCCAUCACGCCAGGCUUUCCCAACUCAGCCGCGCCUUCUACUGCCGCCAACUCACGUGCUGGCACACCUGCCACUCUGCGCCCUGCCAAGAAGGCCCGCACCGGGCUCAGAGUUAAGAAUUCGCCCAUGAAGAAAAAGACGGGUCCCUUGGCAGGUAUUCCCCGUCCCAGCGGCGAGCGGAGCAGUCCCGUUGGUAACGGUCCCGUCGGCAAUCCCCAGAGAGACACACGCGUGUGUGUGUGCAUGUGUGUGUGUGUGUGUGUCUCCCACACCUACUUUACCCUUUUGUCCCCUCCCACGACAUCACUAGUAGUCCCUCAUGUCGAUCCCCCUUUGGCACGAGAUGCGAUGCCUAACGAGUGGUUUUGCAACGUGUGCCGCAUGACGCGCGAACUGCAACCUUUCCGCGAGCACACGGGAUCCUUUGCCCUGCUUUUUGAGAAGCUCGAGGCUAAGAACUCGACCGCUUUUGCCUUGCCGCCCGACAUCCGCAACUGCUUCGAGGGAGUCCGCACAGGACCCGAGGGCGAGUAUGAGGAGAUUCUGCCAGUCGUCAAGACUGCUCGCAAGAAGAAGAGCGAUGAAGAGGCGCCUGAUUUCUUCAGGCUCCGCGAUGCCGAGGGCAAUGCUGCCAUCUGCCACAGCUGCCAGAAACACAGCGCUUCGGACCGCGCCAUUAUCCCAUGCAGCGCCUGUGGUAUCUUUUGGCAUCUCGACUGCCUAGAUCCGCCCUUGGCCAACCCCCCGGUCCUGCGCACGUGGAAGUGCCCUCUCCAUAUUGACGAGCUCUUGGCUGAGAUGCCCGAGGUGCUCGCUCCUGCCCACCGGGUCCGCAAGCCCAAGACGGCCAGUGUGAUUCGGCCUGCUUUCAGCCGCGGCUUCAUCAACGACGGCUACAUCGACGUCGCUCUCGAGGAAGACACGCCCGCCAGCAGCUGGCGGAACAGCGAGGCGUACGGCCGCACUGUGCGUCUUCCGGAGAGGGGUAUCAGGGCCGACUUUCUGUCUCGCGCUCGCUUCAACCGCAAGGGGAAGCCUAUCCCGCCAUUGAAUGCGGCAACGACCCCAGCCGUUCCGCUUACGCAACGGACUCUUGAGGAGCAGCAAGCCGUUCGCAACCUGGCCCAGCUCAGCGGCCAGGGGACUGCCCCCAUCACCACCUUGAUCGAUACACUGAUCGCCCAGGCCGACCCAUGCGUCGUCAAUCUCAUGUCUCGUGGGAGCGCCGAUCACUUCCAGUCCGCCAAGCAGCUCACUCGGAUGGACCAGCAGAGCUUGCGCGCCAUGCUGGCCCAGGCCGAGGUCAUGUCGCAGCAAAUCCGGCAGCUCCUUAGCUCUGGCGCCAACGGGACUGCACCUGCGGUUCCCAGCCUGACGACCUCGAUGUCCAUUGAUGGCGACUCCGAGGCCGACAAAGUGGCUCCAUCUCCGGCUGCCACCGAUGAUGUCCCCGCCAUGACCCAAGGCGAAAAGACGCCUGCCCUGGGCGACCAAUCUCCCGAGGCUCCCCUGGAGGAGAACCCAAGCAAGGAUGCCAACUUGCCGACCACACCGACCAAGGCCACCUCGGUCGGAACCGAGCCCGCCAUCGUUGAAUCCAACAGCGAUGACAAGAACUCGGUCGAGGGGGACGUCAUGGAUCUCGAGUAGACGCAUUUGUUUUCUACUAUUCUACAUACAAACCGUUGCGUAGGCAACAUGGCUUUUGAGAAAGGUUGUGGAGCAAGUGACGGUCUGAAGAGCCGGGUUUGUUUUUACCUUACGGUUCAAUUAGAUAUUACAUGGACGAUUCGAGAAGGAGCUACAAAGCAGAGAGUUGUUCACAAGCGCCGAUUAAUUACACCGGCGGCGCGGUCUUUUUUUUUUUUUUUUUUUUUUUGCAGUCGUGUUUAUAACCGAACAUACCUUUAGACUCGGUCAUUUUUCACGCAUUCGGGUUGAUACAUUUUUUUUUUCCGGUGGUUUUCCCCCCGACAUCCUUGACACCACACAACCU
This is a messenger RNA of Podospora bellae-mahoneyi, 4324 nucleotides long. RefSeq lists its product as uncharacterized. The coding region runs from base 1 to 3978 and encodes 1325 amino acids. Gene Ontology annotation, cellular component: Rpd3S complex. Gene Ontology annotation, biological process: regulation of transcription by RNA polymerase II. The record is from RefSeq and is a predicted model, not a curated record. The transcript is spliced from 5 exons. Lineage: Eukaryota; Fungi; Ascomycota; Sordariomycetes; Sordariales; Podosporaceae.